CGACAAUGAGCCUCCAUAAAAGGGAGCGGCGGGGGGCUGGGGCCCCGGAUUGAGCCCUCCCCCCCCCCACCCCGGGGUCCCGACGGUGUAGGUCUCGGGGAGGCCCAGACGCGCCCGUCCGCAGGCCGGGCCGGCGAGCGGCGGGCGGCGGGGAGGGGGCUGCACGGGGCGCGAAGUGGCAGCCGCCCUCGGCGCCCAGGCCUGCGCGCCCGUCCUCGGCGUCCGGUCACCAAGAUCCCACCCCGCCCCACCCCCCCGGCCGCGCCAUGGCCCUGAAGGCUGAGGGCGCCGCGCUCGACUGCUUCGAGGUGACGCUCAAAUGCGAGGAAGGGGAGGAUGACGAGGAGGCCAUGGUGGUGGCCGUAAUUCCGCGGCCCGAGCCGAUGCUCAGAGUGGCCCAGCAGGAAAAGACCCCACCGCCCAGGCCCAGCCUGCUGGAGGCGGGCAGUGAUGGCUCUGAGGAGCCCAAGCAGCAGGUGUCUUGGGAGCAGGAGUUUCUGGUGGGGAGCAGCCCGGGAGGCAGCGGGCGGGCGCUGUGCAUGGUCUGUGGGGCCGAGAUCCAGGCCCCCUCAGCAGACACGGCGCGCGCCCACAUCCUGGAGCAGCAUCCUCACACCCUGGACCUGAGCCCUUCCGAGAAGAGCAACAUCCUAGAGGCCUGGAGCGAGGGGGCGGCCCUUGUGCAAGACUUUCGAGCGGAGCAGACGUCCCCACACCACUCAGACUCAGGCCAGGACUCCGACCCAGACCCUGCCAGGAUGCCAGCAGAGAUCGUCGUUCUCCUCGACUCCGAGGACAACCCAUCCCUCCCGAGGAGGACCCGGCCCAGGGGACUUCGCCCUCUGGAACUUCCCGUGACCCCUGUCCCAGAGCCAGUAAGUAAGAAGCCCCGUGGUCAGAGAUGCAAGGAGCCCUCUGGGGAAGAGCCGGUCAGGAAGAAAAGAGGCAGGCCUAUGACCAAAACCCUGGACCUAGACCCAGACCCUGACCCAGACCCCCCCUCGCCAGACUCGCCCACGGAGACCUUCGCUGCUCCCGCUGAGGUCCGGCACUUCACGGAUGGCAGCUUCCCGGCCGGCUUCGCCCUCCAGCUCUUCUCCCACACCCAGCUCAGGGCCUCAGACCGCAGAGACUUGCCCAAAGAGGGGAGAGGGGCCGAAGGAGGCCUCCUCCAGCCGGAAAGCCCCUCCCCAGGCCAGGCCCUGCUCGCAGCAUCUCGGGUGCAGAAAGUGGUUCUUGAAGGAGUGAAUGUGGCACACACAGUACCUCAUCCCGGCCUGCCCGAAGCGGGCAUGUGGAGUUGGAGCCCUGAGAAAGAUGGCACAACGGGUGUGGGAGGCUCCCCGGAGCAGGGCUCCCAAAAGGGAGGUGUGCCUUUUGCAUAAAGAGAAAGCUUCACUUCCCUUCAGCCCACGUCACUCACUGACCACUGUCAGAAAUUUGGCUUAUAUCCGUCCAACCUCUCACAAAGCUCUGUGUGCAAGUAGGUGCCCAUAUACUCCUGUGUAUUUAUUUUUUACCCAAAGGGGCUCUGCUUUUUCCAGUCUGAAGGCCGGCCUCACCCGUGUGAGGUUUUAACUGUCUCAGGUUUCAGCUUGAGUCACCUUGCAGUCCUGCCUCCCCAGGACUGCACUGUGCCUAGACUUACGUGUUUCCUGGUCCCCCUCGUAUCAUCAGCGGACCCCUGCUGUACAUAGCUGACCUUUCCCACUGGCUGGUGGGUCUUCUGGUUUCAUUCUAGAAGGCGGGGGCUUCAUUUCGAGCCUUGGGGUACCCUGUGCCCAAACUCCACCUGUCUGGAGUGACCAGUAGCUGAGAAGAGCAUCCUUGAGGUCUCAGGUUCGUUUGGGGUGAGUGGGCAGAGCCUGAGACUUCGGGGUUCAGCUGUCCGAAUGAUUUGAAAGGGAGGGAGGCGCUGCGCCAUGUUCUGGCAGCGGCAGGGACCUGUAGAGGUUCCAGACAGUCCAGAAAGCGCAGGAGAUGGCGAGAGACACAGCGGUACGUGUGCUUGCAGCCUGACCCAGGAAGCCCUGAGAAAUGACCCAAGUGGCCCAGCUUUGGCCCCAGGAAACGCCCAGUCUUCUGAGGGGCCCACGCCAGCACAUACAGACGAGUAGGAUGCCCACGGUGGUUCUGAGCACGGCACGGGCUCCAGACUAGUGACCACAGACCGGUUCUGGGUUUUAAGGACCCAAAGCUCAGAUUUCUCAGAAACCUGUGAGGCUUCAACCAGAAUGUUCUACUUUGAGUUGUUUAAUUUUUUUGAAGUUCUCCAAAGGUCUUGGUGGACUAGAGAUCCUACCAUUUUAAAAAAGAAAAUUAAAAAUCAAGGAUUUAGAAGUUGGGAAUCGGCAGGAAGUCACUGUGGUCAGCUGAGCUGGUGGCCAUGUGUGUAAAGCCGUCAGGGGAGGCUUGCUGGACGUUCUGGGGCCUUGGAGGAGGAGGGCGUCCAGGCCAGGAGAGGCGGUGAGCCCUGAGGGCCCACUGGCAAGUAAUGGAGAAAAGCCUUCCUGGUGUUUAAUUAGAAUAAGACCUGGAGACCUGGCUUAGAAUACCUCGGCUAGACCAGUAUGUUCCCAACUGGACCAAGGAGAAGAAUGUGUGUGUGUGUGUGUGAGAGAGAGACUGGACCAAGAAGACGGGGA
Molecule: messenger RNA, 2645 nt
Organism: Cervus elaphus (red deer)
Lineage: Eukaryota; Metazoa; Chordata; Mammalia; Artiodactyla; Cervidae
Gene: SPINDOC
Product: spindlin interactor and repressor of chromatin binding
Exons: 6
Coding region: 267-1385 (372 amino acids)
Biological process (GO): negative regulation of DNA-templated transcription
Source: RefSeq, a predicted model, not a curated record